Messenger RNA from Maniola jurtina (meadow brown), 2058 nucleotides. RefSeq names its product peroxisomal targeting signal 1 receptor (gene Pex5). Gene Ontology annotation, cellular component: cytosol; peroxisomal membrane. The transcript has a single exon. Gene Ontology annotation, biological process: protein import into peroxisome matrix, docking. The record is from RefSeq and is a predicted model, not a curated record. Gene Ontology annotation, molecular function: protein binding. Lineage: Eukaryota; Metazoa; Arthropoda; Insecta; Lepidoptera; Nymphalidae. Bases 283 to 1878 code for a protein of 531 amino acids.
CCGUAAAGCCAAUUUAAAAAAUCUCUUCUUCUUGUUUUCCUCUUUCCUUACGAGUUACGAUCUUUUUGCUUACAAUUAUAUUUUUAACUUUUAAUAAAUGUGUUAUCAGGUCCCUUGCAAGAAAAUUAACAAGGUUUCGUUGUAAUCUAAUGAACUGUGACCUCUAUGAAUGGAUUGUGUUCACUACUCAGUACUUGCAUAGAUAAUUUCAAUUUUAUUGUGUGUGGGACAAGUAAACAAGGAAAAGUCCUGUAAAUUGUGAAAUUCAGUGAAUAAUUCAGAAUGUCGCUGAAUAAACUUGUUGGUGGAGACUGUGGGGGCAACAACUCGCUAGUUCAGCUAACGAAUAUUGUGAGUCGGGAUGCUCCAAGUACAUUAUCUCAAGCUGAUAGAUUCAUCAGUGAAUUUAUGGUGCAAAACUCUCAAGUUCCUCAGACAUUUAACAUGAACGCCUUGCUUAAUAAUAUGCCUGAAGUAGAAAAUACUAUGGCAAAAUCUGCACAAACGCCUACAUCAAGUCGAACAUCUUUAAGUUCACAGACAUAUGCUCCCUGGUUAGCAGGGCCUUCUUCAUCUUUUAUGCCUGCGCCUAUGAUGCCAUUUCACAUGCCAUAUCAAUCUAUGAUGAAACCUAUGACACAUUCCAAUGUUCAGAUACAAUAUGUUAGCGAAUCUGAACUACAACAAUCUUCAGACAAUGUUCAAACCAAAGCACAAGAGUAUGUUAAUAGUAUUAAGGAAGAUGAUGAACUUGCUUAUAAUCAAUUUAUGUCAUUCAUGAAGAAAAUAAGUGCAGGAGAAAUGAACCUAGGAGAAACAUUAGAAGCAGAACAGAAACAAGCGAGUAAAGAUAAAAUAGUGGAGGAAAUGGCAGAGAAAUACAAAGAUGAGUGGGCUAAACUUAGUGAUGUUAAUGAUUACUGGAAUAGUGAAGUUGCAAAUGGAAUAGCCAAGGAAUAUUCCUUCACCGAAGGCAAUGUUAUGUUGGAAAAUAAAAGUGCUUUAGAAAUUGGUAAGGAGAGGUUAAAGAUGGGUGAUGUGCCAGGUGCAGUGCUUUGUUUUGAGGCAGCUGCACAGCAGCAACCUGAUUUGGCUGAAGCAUGGUUCCUACUGGGCACCACUCAAGCGGAGAAUGAACAGGAUCCCUUGGCAAUAACUGCUUUGAAAAAGUCAUUAGAAUUAGAUCCAAGACAAUUAGAAGGCUAUAUCACCUUAGCAGCUGCAUACACUAAUGAGAAUAUGCCUAAGUUUGCUUAUAUAACCUUGACAGACUGGCUGAAGGCCAGCCCCAAAUACAGUGAUCUCAUUCCACAAGAUAUAAAUCCUCAGAACAUGAACCUCAAAGAGUUAGAGGCCUAUGUAACAUCCUUAUAUCUGAAAGCAGUACAAUUGAAUCCUUCACAAGUUGAUCCUGAUGUACAAAAUGCUCUAGGAGUUAUUUUUAAUAUAAAUCAGCAGUAUGAUAAAGCUGUAGAUUGUUUUAAGGCUGCACUAAUGGUAGCACCGGAUAAUGCUAAAUUGUGGAAUAGACUUGGUGCUACACUGGCUAAUAGUGACAGAUCGGAGGAAGCUGUGGAUGCAUAUCAUGAAGCUUUGAACUUGGAGCCGGGCUUCAUACGAGCUAGGUACAAUGUUGGCAUUACUUGUAUGAACUUAAAAGCAUAUAAACAAGCAGCUGAACACUUUUUAGUUGCAUUAAAUCAACAAAUUAAGGCAAAAGGAAUGUUUCCACAUGAGUCAUUGGUUGACAAUAGUUCUUCAACUAUUUGGACUACCCUGAGGAUGGUGUGUUCUUAUAUGGGAGAACAUGAUGUUGCAAAGUUAGUUGAUGACAGGAAUUUAUCAGAACUUAAUAAAUUCUUUGAAAUAGAGUCUUAAGUGUUACAGCUUUGUAAAAUUACACUAAUUAUUAUUAUUUGAUAAGCAUUAUCAUAUUAUUAUUGUGAUAUGUAAGCAGUGGGUGAUAUAAAGUUAUUUUUAUAUGUUUUUUUAUAUAUAAUGGUAGUAAUGUUUAUUGGCAAUCAUGGUUUGUUGACAUUUAAAAGUUGGGGAAAACUA